AGAAUGGAAGAUCCUCGGGGAACAGGCUGAGCUUUAAGAAAGAAAGAGACUUAGAAAUUUAAGUGUUCUUAUAAAAUAAAGAUUACAGUUUUAUUUGAUUUGAGAAUCAUAUCUCCAACGUUAAAUAAAUUCGAAUUUCUUCUUUUCAGGUUCGUACAACAGGUCCUGUUGAUGCUUUGACUAAUCAGCCAGUGAAAGGUCGUCGUCGUGAAGGUGGUAUACGUGUUGGUGAAAUGGAACGUGAUGCAUUGUUAGGGCACGGUGUGGCUGGUAUUCUCUUGGAUCGCUUAAUGCAUUGUUCAGAUGAAACUAAAACAUUUAUGUGCUCGAACUGUGGUUCUCUAUUAUCUUUGAUAAGAACAAAAGAUUUUCUCUGUCACUAUUGUCUAAAAUCAGAUUGUAUACAACGUGUAACAAUACCUUAUGUUCUACAAUAUUUAGUUAGUGAAUUAGCUUCAGUCGAUAUUAAAUGUGUUUUUGAUACUGAAUCUGUUUCAAAACAGCUUUUGUAA
Molecule: messenger RNA, 512 nt
Organism: Didymodactylos carnosus
Lineage: Eukaryota; Metazoa; Rotifera; Eurotatoria; Philodinida; Philodinidae
Source: the annotation of a GenBank genome assembly